Messenger RNA from Malurus melanocephalus (red-backed fairy wren), 1632 nucleotides. RefSeq names its product transmembrane protein 35A (gene TMEM35A). The record is from RefSeq and is a predicted model, not a curated record. Gene Ontology annotation, biological process: chaperone-mediated protein complex assembly; positive regulation of protein localization to cell surface. NCBI's taxonomy places the organism in Eukaryota, Metazoa, Chordata, Aves, Passeriformes, Maluridae. Gene Ontology annotation, molecular function: acetylcholine receptor regulator activity. The transcript has 2 exons. Bases 7 to 513 code for a protein of 168 amino acids. Gene Ontology annotation, cellular component: endoplasmic reticulum.
AGCUCUAUGGCAUCUCCCAGGACCAUCACCAUCGUCGCCCUCUCCGUGGCCCUGGGGCUCUUCUUUGUCUUUAUGGGGACCAUCAAACUGACCCCCCGGCUCAGCAGGGAUGCCUACAAUGAGAUGAAACGAGCGUACAAAAGCUACGUGCGGGCCCUGCCCAUGCUCAAGAAGAUGGGAGUGAGCUCCAUCCUCCUCCGCAAGAGCAUCGGCGCCCUGGAAGUGGCGUGUGGCAUUGUCAUGACACUGGUGCCUGGKCGCCCCAAAGACGUGGCCAACUUCCUCCUCCUCCUCCUCGUGCUGGCCGUGCUCUUUUUCCACCAGCUCGUGGGAGAUCCCCUGAAGCGUUAUGCCCACGCCCUGGUUUUUGGGAUCCUGCUCACCUGCCGCCUGCUGAUUGCCCGCCAGCCCGAGGAGCUGCCACCGGAGAAGAGGAUGCUGUCSGUGAAUGGGGAUGAGCAGCCACUCAUCCAUGAAGCAGCUCCCGAGAAAGGCAAAAUGAAGGUAUCCUAGUUGAGUGCAUGUGAGGAAACACGGACCCUCGAGGCAGCUCUCUCCAAAAUCACCCAGAAAAUUUGGUUUUUAUUUACCUAUUUGCAUAUUUUUUUGUCUGUCUAAAUAAAGUUGCACUUGGGGUCUGAGAGAUACAAGGUAUGUCUACACUGUAGUCUUGCUUUUGCUGCUGCCCUGUAACGUAGAAAAACACAAGCUAGCUUCCACGGGGACAGCUUGGAGGCAGUCAGCAACCUGGCUGGAGCAGUGCUGGCCUCAGCAGGAGCUGAAAAACCAGACUGAGACCUUGGGCAGACACCUGGAUGGGCAGCCAGGCUGCCUUGGCACUGCUGCAGUGGGGAGAGCAGUYCCUGAGUGCCAGCCCUGAGCCCCACGGCAGCAGAGCUGGCCUGGUGCACUGCUGCUGCCCGGAACAGUGGCUGGGCAGGACAUGACCGGUGUCCCUGUGCUGGACUGUGCAGCCCCACACACACAUCUGCAUUUCCCUUUCCAUAGUCAAAGGGUGAAAAGGACCCUAUUACCAAAAAAGUGCUGUUUGUUGUGCUGGAGAGAGGGAUUCCUUAGGCUUUGCUGCCUCUGUGCCUAGUCCUUUCUAUAGAAUGGUUAUCCAGAGAAAAUAGGGGAUGCUCUGUUCACAUCUUCCUUGAUUUCCACACAGAGGCUCCAAAACUGGGACAAUGGCCUGAUAACAGCAUUUUUUUGCUUCACAUGAGACAGUAGCAUUUCUUUACGCUUCUUGGCAGAGUGUAAGGGUCCCUGGAGAGGGGAUGGGGAGCAGAACUGCCCAAAGAACUCCAAAAUAUCUCUCUUAUGUUGGCAAGUAGCACUGUGCUCCCGUUCCUUGCGAGAAAAAAAACUUUUUUUUUUUUUUUCCCCACGGCUGCUGUGACUUUAUAGAAUUGUUGUUUAUUUCUGGUAGAUGAGGGUCUGAACAAUUGCAGGUACCUCACUGCUCAUCCCACAUACAGCCUCAGUGAGCUGGGAUAAGUCCUGUUACCAGAGCCUGAAUCCCUGUGUUGUAUCUGAAAUCUUAGAGUGUCAUAAGGAGCAUGUGUUACCUCUGAAUUAUUUGUCUGGUUUUCUUAAUGUUUGUCUGUUUUCAGUUUUUCCUUUUUUUUU